UUUGUUUUGAUUUCUGAUUGCAGGGAGUAUCUUUUUCCCAUGGCUGACAUUGUAACUCCAAAUUUAAAAGAAGCAUCUGCUUUACUUGGUGGUGUUCAAUUGGAAACAGUCGACGACAUGCGUUCUGCUGCAAAAUCUAUCCAUGACAUGGGUCCACGAAAUGUACUUGUCAAAGGAGGUGACCUCGCUUCUUCAUUGGAUGCUGUUGAUAUUUUCUUUGAUGGAGAUAAUUUCUAUGAGCUGCGUUCACCACGCAUAAGAACUCGGAAUACUCAUGGAACUGGCUGCAUUUUGGCUUCAUGUAUAGCAGCUGAGCUUGCAAAAGGUUCUUUAAUGCUAUCAGCUAUUAAGUUCAGUUUCACUGUUGACAUAGGCCCUAGUUACAUCCAAAGCUUAAUUGAUCACUUGAUUAAGCUUAUUGCCCUCACUCAGUCAAACCAGAAAGAUAGAGUGGCAUUUUCAGCAGAUAACUGGCCUAUAACUUAA
Molecule: messenger RNA, 486 nt
Organism: Camellia sinensis
Lineage: Eukaryota; Viridiplantae; Streptophyta; Magnoliopsida; Ericales; Theaceae
Source: RefSeq, a predicted model, not a curated record